Plodia interpunctella (Indianmeal moth) is the source of this 3243-nucleotide messenger RNA. Its product is annotated as monocarboxylate transporter 3-like. Gene Ontology annotation, biological process: transmembrane transport. Lineage: Eukaryota; Metazoa; Arthropoda; Insecta; Lepidoptera; Pyralidae. Gene Ontology annotation, cellular component: membrane. Bases 164 to 2740 code for a protein of 858 amino acids. The record is from RefSeq and is a predicted model, not a curated record. Gene Ontology annotation, molecular function: monocarboxylic acid transmembrane transporter activity. The transcript is spliced from 12 exons.
CAGUGCUAGUCCGCGCGCGGCGUGAUAAACACGUCUGCAGAAUACGAGUGCCACUCACGCACGCGACAACUUUCCCGUUCACUACAAAACAUUGGAAGAAGUGUAAUGUGAACGUGAAAUACUAUAAUUUUGAAUAUAAAAAUGAUACCACCAAAUCGCAUUGAUGAUGACGCUCCGCCGAUGUGACAGCCUACCCACUCGUCUCAGGGAGGCAGCUGUCCCCGCAGAGCCUGAACCUAAAGAACCACCCGUCAAAAUACCAGACUCGAGCACUGUCCCAAACUUCACCAGCAGUCCUGACCGAAAUCAAAUCAUCGCCACCUGGAACUCUCUUCACACUGAAGUCAAAAAUAUUAAAAAUGGCUUCCCUCCACAAAUCGAUGAAACGAAUGAAGUGGAUAACAGAGAAAGACCAUCCACUGCACAAAAUUUCUUCACAGAUUUCAAAUGCAACAAGAGCGAAGUGCGGAGGAAAAUCACCUAUGAUACUAGGCAGGUCGGGGUCAGCAAGAAUGCGUCACUGUCCCCGGCCCCCAUCCCAGCCGCCGACAGUGGAACCAACAUGGCAAAACGACGGACUUUAUUGCAGCGCUUGCUCCCUUGGAGGACACAGGAAUGCGACUGUCAGGAACGGUACAUUCCGAAAUAUCGAGCUGCUCCAAGACUACGAGCAGAGGAUUUGUUAUGUACGUGUGGUGCCAGUGCGAACAGAUUCAGACAAAACAAGAACAAACCUUACGCGGAGAGGGGCCGUUCUAAAAGUGUAGGUUACGAGGCAGCUCGAGAAGUGACUCGGUUUCGCCGGUGCGCUAGCGCAGGCGCGACGGUGGGUGCCGAGACCGCUGCCGCGUUGCGAGCGCGUGCGGCUCUGACGCUGGCCCGUCGAUACUACCCCGAGGGUGGAUGGGGGUGGACCAUCACCGUCGUUGGGACAAUCGUCCAAGUCCUCUCACAUGGACUGCAGCUGGGAGGAGGGACAGGCGUGAUAGCUUGUACGGCAGCUGUCAAAUAUCGAGUACCUCCUCUUUAUACUCAUGGAUGCCUCGGCGCGCUGUCCGCAGGGGUGGCACUGGCCCUGUCUCCGGUGACGGUGGCGCUCUGCGUCAGGAAGUCCACCAGGGUAACAGCAGUAGUGGGCGGGCUGGUGGCAGCCCUGGGCUGUCUCUUCACCUCCUUCGCCACGCAGUUUCAUCAGCUAUUUUUCAGUUACGGGACGGUGGUAGGCGUGGGUGUGGGCCUGACCCGAGACUGUUCCACGCUGAUGGUGGCUCAGUACUUCAAGCGGAGACGGGAGCUCGUGGAAAUCUUCAUCGUCAGCGGCAGUGGGCUCGGCAUAGCCGUCAUGUCCACCUUCAUCAAAGGUGCCAUAAGGGCAAUCGGAUGGCGACUAGGCCUUCAGGCUGUGACAGGAGUGGUGUUUGUAACCUUCAUCCUCGGCACCUUCUAUCGCUCAGCAUCCCUCUACCACCCCCAACGCAGGGCCAUUCUACACCUGAAAAACCAGAAUAAAAUCAAACGCAAGAUGAAGGACCGAAACAAGGCAGACGACCGGCAGCCAUUUUUUGACUUCUCAACUUUGAAGUCAAAGACAGUGAGGAUCUUGCUCAUGUCCACUGGAAUAUCAGCGUUCGGGAUCAAUACCCCGAUAUUUUACCUCGCGUAUCACGCUGAACAGGAAGGUCUGGGCGACACUGCAGAACUCCUCCAGGCAUACCUGGGCCUAGCGUGGGCCGUGGGCUGCGCAGCGUUCGGUCUCCUCGUACGGCAGAAUUCAGCCGAGUGCCGCAUCGCGAGGCAGUACCUCACGCAAGCUGCCGUUUUCGUCUGCGGUCUGGCCACUAUGGCACUGACGGCUGUCGAAGGGUCGUAUAGGGGAUACGUUAUGUUUGCUUGGAUCUAUGGUAUAUUCUGCGGCGGGUAUCACUACUCGCUGAAGAUGUACACAUACGAGCGCGUGCGAUCGCGAAACUUCGCGCGGGCGUGGGGCUUCGUGCAGUGCUCGCAGGCCGUGCCCAUCGCCAUCGGCGUGCCCUUGUCAGGUUACAUCAACGUGGGCUGCGGCGGCAAGGCAGGUUAUUAUUUCAGCAGUACGUGCUCACUCAUCGGCUCACUGUCCCUCUUCUGCAUAGAUCUGCAUCGGCGCAACGUAGCGCACAAACACACCAAUUUGCGUUGCAGAGAAAACGGCGGAACUGUGAACUGCGAGUCAGCUUGUGGUCCGCGUCGCAGCCGCAGCCGCGACCGCGAGCCACGCGCCGCCGCCGGCGCAGCCACCGCUUUAGUCCUAGGAGCAGAGUUGGUGGCGCCGGGGCGGGCCGGUCGCGAGCUGCUGCUGGACAGCAUCGGGCCGGGCAGCCUGGGCUCGCCGCCCGCCACCGCGCCGCCCGAGCUCACCUGCAUCAGCGAGGAGGGCGGCCUCGACCUCGACCUCGACCUCGACAUCCCCGAGCAUUUGUUGGAGGACCUCGACUGCGGCGGCGACUGUAUUACUAGUUGUAAUAAGGUGGAAAACUACCUAAUGCUGAGCGAGUACGAAAAUAACCUGAUAGCGGAACUCCCGAACCUGAACGAACGUCGCAACCGCCGCUGGUCAAUCGUGGUCGGGAACUCCCCGCAACCCUCCACCAUACAAGAGCACAACGAAAUCUCCCCGAAAAACUCCAUCAAAUGGAAGAAAAAGUGCCAUAACACGAACGCGAACAACAGACUGAUAACAGUGAUCAAUGAAGCAUCACUGUAAAUACUAGUGAAACAUAGACUAAUGAUGGUUGUAGCAGGCAUCGACUUAGAUGAUUGAGCCCCAUUAAACAUGAUUUCGACAUCGUGAAGCAACUUAAUUCUCUUCUUCUUUUCUUGUGCUAAGGUACCAUCGUGCGCCAAAUCGAUGAUUUCAACAAAAAGAAAACAGGCCAACGCCACAGUUCACAACUUUCUUAUUAUUCUCAAUAUCGUCAUUAUCAAAAUUAAAAGUUAAAACUAAAUAUAUAGUUAAAGUUCAGUAUAAGAUUAUUUUUAUUAUGUUUGAGGAAGUCCUCCAUAUUUGGAACCUCAUUUUCAUGAAGGUACAACGUCGGAAUCUUAAUCGGAGCAGGCAACGACCACCAUUUAUCUGUGUAGGGAAAUAAUUCAGAGACAAUAAUAGAAUAAUUUUGUGUACGACCUAUUUAACCUCAAUAAUUUAUUUGAUGUGUGUGAAUAGUAGUUUGUGUAUUGUUCAAUAUAAUUUAUGAAAUUAUUCAUUUG